Molecule: messenger RNA, 504 nt
Organism: Colletotrichum fioriniae
Lineage: Eukaryota; Fungi; Ascomycota; Sordariomycetes; Glomerellales; Glomerellaceae
Source: RefSeq, a predicted model, not a curated record
AUGUCUCGUUCCAGCUCUGGCAAAGUCAGCGCUUCCUCGGGUUCCACGGCCAACCUCAACCCGUCCGCUCAGCCCUUCACCCCCACGCGCGUUGAUAGUUCUCCUACCAGUACACCAGUUGAUCACGGCGAUCUUGCCUACCACCAGGCCAAAGCCGUUGAGGCUGCAAACAUGGCGGCAGCUCAAGGCUCUCGGCCUCCCGGCUACGGCCCUGACGAUCAUCGCUCUUCUCCAGUCGAUCCAGCAGCAGCUGCUGCUGGCUAUUCGAACUACAACCCGUACGCUCAAUACAUUCACCACACCCCUCCCGGACGUUCUCCUACGCCAGGUUCGGCCGGUCUCUCGGCCGGUCCCUUCAACCCUACCACCCCGCCCAACCGGCACAGCAGACCUGGCCAAGCUGACCCCACUCCGCCAGCGCAUACGUUUUCCGAUGAUGGCGAAUUUUACCCCGGUACUGACCCACGCCUGAAGAACCAUAACCGCGCGUCAAGCUCUCAGUAA